This is a messenger RNA of Penicillium odoratum, 1611 nucleotides long. Its product is annotated as putative MFS myo-inositol transporter. NCBI's taxonomy places the organism in Eukaryota, Fungi, Ascomycota, Eurotiomycetes, Eurotiales, Aspergillaceae. Gene Ontology annotation, cellular component: membrane. The record is from RefSeq and is a predicted model, not a curated record. Gene Ontology annotation, molecular function: myo-inositol:proton symporter activity. The annotation marks the transcript as partial. The transcript has 3 exons. Gene Ontology annotation, biological process: transmembrane transport.
AUGGCCUUAAGGGAGGAUUUGGAGAAUUCGGGCCCUAGUGCUCCCCUGCUUGCCCCCACCGACGCCUCUCCUGACUUCCGCGACGACGACGAGAUUCCGGACUCCGAGCUAAGCUAUUCGGGGGGAUGGUUUAUAUGGAUUUUAACAUUUUCCGCUGGUAUAAGUGGCCUUCUUUUCGGCUAUGAUACCGGCGUUAUAUCCUCUACCCUCGUGACUAUUGGCUCCGAUCUAUCCAAUCGACCGUUGACUACGUUCGAUGAGAGUCUCAUAACAUCAUGCACCAGUCUAUUUGCAUUAAUUGCGAGUCCCUUCACGGGUAUCCUGGCUGACAGAUAUGGUCGCCGGAGCGUCAUACUCGUCGCAGAUAUCCUGUUUGCGCUAGGGGCGUUAACCCAGGCGUUCACCAGUAGAGUAUGGUGUAUGAUUGUUGGCCGCAGUAUUGUCGGCCUUGCCGUUGGUAGUGCGAGUGCUGUCACUCCCUUAUAUAUUGCAGAGGUUGCACCAUCUCAUGCAAGAGGACGGCUUGUCACAAUCAUGUGUCUCUUGAUAACCGGCGGUCAAGUGGUCGCCUACAUUGUGGGCUGGUUAUUUUCCCAAGCCAAUGGAGGCUGGCGCUGGAUCGUCGGCCUCGGGGCAGCGCCGGCUAUCCUCCAGUUCGCCUUUCUUUUGGUCUUGCCAGAAACUCCACGAUGGCUCAUUCAAGCGGGACAUGCUUCUCAGGCCGUGGCAGUCUUGAAUAAGAUUUACCAGGAAUGUCCUGAAUGUGAUCGCGUCGUUCUUCGAGUCUUGCGCGAUAUUACAGGGGAAUCGAUCCAAGAAACAGCAGAAAUGGACCGAGGUAAAGCCUCCAGCACGAACUCACGGUGGCUUCAUGAUGCUUUGCAGCGAGCUCAGGAUCUGUUUUACAACGGAGGAAACAGAAGAGCUCUGAUAAUCGCGGUGAUGCUUCAGGGUCUUCAACAACUAUGUGGGUUCAACAGCUUGAUGUACUUCUCGGGGAUCAUCUUUCAGACUCUCUCAUUCUCAUCCCCGACGUUGACAUCACUGACUGUCGCGGUGACCAACUUCGUGUUCACUCUUCUUGCAUUCGCAUUUAUCGAUAGGAUUGGCCGCCGUCGCAUAUUACUCUAUUCGAUACCGGUGAUGGCCCUAGCACUGAUCAUGUGCGCUGUUUCCUUCUCCUCGCUGGACAUUCCAUGGGGCUCUCAGCCUUCAGGGCACCAAGAUGAUGCUGAUCACCACACCAUUUAUCCCUUGCUGAUACUGCUCUGCCUCACUGUGUAUACAGCAGCGUAUGCAUUUGGACUUGGUAAUGUCCCGUGGCAGCAAGCGGAGCUGUUCCCGUUAAAUGUGCGGUCGAUGGGAUCUGGUCUGGCAACUGCUACAAACUGGGGUUCUAAUUUCAUUGUCGGGCUCACUUUCCUGCCGAUGAUGGAAGUGAUGUCUCCAACAUGGACCUUUGUUGUUUACGCUGGAGUAUGUGCUGUGGGAUGGGUAGCUGUUCACAAGAUUUAUCCAGAGAUGAGUGGACUUGGCCUCGAAGAAGUCAAGGAUUUAUUAGUCAAUGGUUGGGGGGUGGAAGAGAGCCUGAGAAGAAUUGAUAUGUACGGG